This is a messenger RNA of Schizophyllum commune H4-8, 1950 nucleotides long. RefSeq lists its product as uncharacterized. The transcript has 6 exons. The coding region runs from base 38 to 1813 and encodes 591 amino acids. Gene Ontology annotation, cellular component: site of double-strand break. NCBI's taxonomy places the organism in Eukaryota, Fungi, Basidiomycota, Agaricomycetes, Agaricales, Schizophyllaceae. Gene Ontology annotation, biological process: DNA double-strand break processing involved in repair via single-strand annealing; double-strand break repair via homologous recombination. Gene Ontology annotation, molecular function: single-stranded DNA binding; Y-form DNA binding; flap-structured DNA binding. The record is from RefSeq and is a predicted model, not a curated record.
GUGCGUGAUCGAGUGGGAUGAGUGGCACUUGACUGACAUGGAGCUCAGUAGCGCGUGCGCUCAUGAGAAGGAGCUGCACGCCCUGCAGGCGAAUUUCGAAGCGCUGCAGAAUAACUUUGCGCGUGCUCAGGAGCGGUACAAGAAGGACUACGCGAAGAUGAGGGCACACAUGCGCUUCAUGCGCGGUGACGAUGGUCCUUCCGGCACGCGUCAGGCCACACAGAACGUGCUUAAGCGUCGGCGAGAGGUCAAGGAGGAGGAGAUGGACAUGCCUACCUUGGACGACCUUGACCAGGUGAUGGGGCCGGGCUUCUUAGCCUCCGUGGAUGAUCUCGAGCAGCGCAUGCGAUCCGAGAAGCGUGUCGUGAAGGAGAAGAAACGACGCGUACCGCUCGGGGACAGGGAGAAUGCCGCGCCUAAUGCUCCCAUUACCCCGCCCAAGAAUGGGGGUUCUGUGCCCACAUUCAACUUGAGUACGCCUCAGAGGAAAGUACCACGACCUGCACCUCUUCAGCAACCUCCGUCCCCAUCCGUGACCGAGGAGUCUACGCAAUCACCCAUACGUAGUAAGACUACCACUGAGCGCCCGCCAGUCGUCCUCGUCCCAGACUCGUCCGUUAUCUCGAUACACAGCUCGCCACCGUCCGCAGGGCCAUCUCGCUUGCCGAAGGAUGAGCCGGAGUCGCCUCAGAUUUCACUCUCCGAGUCGCGUCGACUUGACCUCCCUGAGUCGCGUGGGCGUGACCUCCCCAAGUCGCCUCUGCCUGAUCUCACUGAGCAGCCUCAGCUUGAUCGCCAUGACAAGCAGCGCCAGAGAGGUCGCCGCAGCGAUAUUGGGCCGCAUACACGCACCACGGAGGAGCCGCCUAGGAAGAUACGCAGGCUGAGCGACGGGGCGCAGAGGUUGCACGGAAACGACGCGCAGAGGUUGCAUGGAAACGACACGCAGAGGUUUCCCGGUGGCGAGGCCCUGCGGCGACACGGCGGAGGGGAGGCGCUCCGGCGACUCAAGGCUGAGGUCGACGACGAGGACACGACAUUGAUUGGCGAGGAUAGGACGCUGGGUGGCGGGGAUAGGACGCUAGUUGAGGAGGGAAAACCUUUGACCAAGGACACGCAUACUGCAAAGGGGGAGUCGAGCGAAUCGAAGGCAGAUCGCAAUGGCGAGGGUCGGACCGAUCGUAAGGGCAAGGGGCGAGCGGAUCCUUCCACACCGGCUGCCUCGUCAGAUUCCAAGAAGGCGCUGUUGAAGUCGAAGGCGGAGACGGACUAUUCUCGAUUCAAGGGUCGGGGACGGUAUGGGAAGGAGAGGGAGAGGAAGAAGGAUGCGGGCGACACCACCAUCAACUCGCUCUUUGAGAUCGACCGCACUCGAAACAACGGCGCAGACUUCCAGUUUGAGGAUGUUGUGCGUGGCAGGGAGAGCCGCAAGCGUUUGGAGGCUACGGACUGCGAAUGCUGUCGCGAGUACUACGAGGCAGUGGGGCCACUGCCCGCUCGACCGCAGGGUCCGCUGUGGCGCUCGCCAUCGCGGUCUCCUCGCAAGCAUCGUCCGGAGUGCCAGCACCAUCAGGAUGACCGCCGUCAGGACGACCAUCGAGAUGAACAAGUACAGGCGCAUCGACAGGCGAUCUCGCGGCAUCGGCAGCAGUGGGCGAGGGCGAAGACGCCGCCGGGGUAUUGGGAGAUUGGAUUCCCGAGUACGCAGGAGGUGACGGAUAUGAAUGAGCGUGCGAGGGAGAUGCAUAGGGAUAAGUUGAGGGUGGUGGAAGCGGAGGCAAGGAAGGAUGGGGGGAGGUAUCGUCGGCGGUAGUCUGGGUGUUUCUGUAAGGACUAUGCAUGUGUUUCGACAUACUAUCGUAGGGAGUACGCAGGGCUCCUGCAAUGCAAGCAGCUCGGCUUCUCGUUGUGCAAACACUUCGGCUUGUCGCAGUUGAACUUGACUUAGAG